AUGCUCCACAGAGCGAUCCAGGCGGCACACGAGGGCGACUUGGAGGCUCUCCAGGUCCUGCGGGUGUCCGGGGGUCUCACACCGGGCAUCACUGACGAUCAGGGGGCCACACCGGUUCAUCACGCUGCGCGCGGGGGUCGGUUGGAGUGCCUGCGCUUCCUGGUUAGAGAGGCAAACUUCAAAGGGAACGCACGUGCCAGGAACGGAGCAACGGCCGCCCACGACGCUGCCGCCACCGGGCACGUGCAGGAGCUGCAAUGGCUGCUGGGACACGGGGAGUGCGGGCUGGAGGAUCAGGAUGGUGAAGGAGCCACGGCUCUGCAUUUGGCAGCUCGGUUUGGUCGUGCUGAUGCUCUGCAGUGUCUUUUGACUGCAGGAGGAAACGCUGAGCUCCAGACACACUGUGGGGCUCUUCCUGUCCACUACACUGCUGCAAGCGGAGACCUCACCUGUCUCAAACUGCUCAUGUCCCACUCACCACGGUGUGUGGACCAUCAGAUGCACACCGGAGCCACGCCCCUUUACCUGGCCUGUCAGGAGGGGCAUCUGCACGUGGUGGAGUUUCUGGUGAAGGACUGCGGAGCAAACGUCCAUCUGCAGGCCCAAGACGGGAUGAGCGUCCUGCACGCCGCCGCCCACAUGGGCCACCACGCUCUGGUGGUCUGGCUGGCGUCGUUCACAGACGUGGACUUGUCGUGUCAGGAUGUGAACGGAGCCACAGCUCUGCACUUCGCUGCCAGUGAGGGACAUCAUCGCAUCCUGGAGCGUCUGCUGCUCAUGGACGCCAAAAUCCUGAGAGACCACUGGGGCGGGACACCACUGCACGACGCCGCUGAGAAUGGAGAACUCGAGUGUUGUCGGAUCCUUCUGGAACAUCACAUCAGUCCACUGGAGAAGGAUGUGGACGGAUUCAGUGCAGUGGAACUGGCAGAGUAUAACGGCCACCGUGAAUGCGCCGCUCUCCUCCAAUCAGCUCAGCUUUAUGAGUCAGAGGACCGUCUUCUUUCCCCUGAGGUCAUUCUGAUAGAAGAGGAAAGGACACCGUUUGGGAGAGAAGGUCAUCUUCUGAACGCUACUGAGCAGUCCAGUGAGCAAAGUCAUAACACUGCUAUGGAGAACAGCAAGCAGCCGGUAAAGGAGGUUCCUCUUCAGCCUCGUCUCGAUCCAUCAAGCCCCGAUUCUUCAUCCUCACAAUUGACUAGAACUGGAAUCAACUCCAUUCAACAUAUCCAAGUGGCAUCGGCAGUUGUGUCCACCAUGAGAAAGGUUUCGGUGGAAAAUGAGACACCGGUGCCUCAGAUGAAGUCCAGAUCCUGGAGACAUGCAGGAAUAACAGCAGUCUUUACUGGACAUGUGAAAGGUGAAAAUGGAAUGGUUGCUCUUCCAGCAGAGGAGGUGAAUCCCGCUGAUAUAGACUCGUUGGUUCCUACACACGAUGAGCACGGGAGGCCUAUUGCAGAGUGGAAGAGGCAAGUGAUGGUACGUAAACUUCAAGCAAGGCUUCAGGAUGAUGAAGACCAAUGGAGAAAGGUGGGCAUCAACUCCACUAUGGAUGGCUGGAGAUACUCCAAGGUUCACAAUGCUAUUUUGGGCCCCUUCGGCGAGCUGCUAACGGAGGAUGACUUGGUGUACUUAGAGGGACAGAUUGAGACCGUUUCCCUGCAGAAAAAGUGUCAGGCCUACGAGCUGGAGUUAACGCGUCUGGCCAAGCAACUCCAAACACUCCUGCCUGCUCCCAUUGUUAACAUCACCAUCAACACUCAGUUCCAGCAGAAGCCAGAUAUGGUGGACACUCUUGCACUUCCCAUCUGGUGCAACCGUAUCUCGGGCAUCGUGAAGAGCAUGUCCCUGCUUCUAAACAACCUCUCAGACAAAAAUGUAGAAGAUGGUAUCUCCAAAAUGCCCAACAAAGAACUGGCAUCGGUGUUCUCAAGCCAGCCGGAAAGGAAUAAGGGCAAGCGAGAGAAGGUGGAAAUGGAGAUCCAGUUGUCAGGAGUUUCUGUAAAGAAUCUAAGGUCCACUUUUGAAGGCCAGAUUGGGAACAUCUAUCCAUUUUCAGGGAUGUUAAACACCAUGUCUAAGUCCAAUCCCAUGCAGCAGGAUGUGUCUAAUCUGUCACAAACAGGGGUUGUUCUCAAUCAAGACCUCAAUCUUGUUAAUGACUGCAGACUUAAUUGCAAACAUACCACCAGCGAGGAACCCGCUAAGGUUCUGGAGACCACCAGCUUGCGCAAAGAGCGAAUCGUUGUCUUGUUCUUGGGCCACUGGAAAAAGUCUGCCUAUGCAAUCUCAAUGAGAGCUAAAAUGAACCAAGAACUAGACACACAGAGAUCAGCUGAAACUUGCAUCAAAGGUCCCAGUGUGCCAACUCCAGUCCUUCAGUCGAACGGAGGCUCCCUGUAUCAUCUCUACAGACAAAGGAUAACUAUAGACAAAAUGAUUCACAACUGGAGGGCCAUCAACUCAGGGGUUCCCUCACGCCAGAUCCGGAACCUCCAGAGAAAGUCGGUCAUUUAUUCCCCUGAGCACUUCCUCCCUCGAGUAGAUGGUGCGCCUGUGCCUUACGAAAGCUUGACACUUGACUUGUUCAUGCUGGGGUACUUCCACAUCCUGGAGCAGGACCUGCCCGCUGAUGAGCGCAAAAUGAGACACUUACUCUGCUUUGAAGUUUUCGACCACGUGGCCGACUUCCCAUGGGAGACAGUUAGAGAUUUCCAUCGGGCUGUCCUAAGAGACAUAGAGGACGGGAAACGGCAAUGGAAAGACGGCUUUGAAGACAUCAAGGCCCGUUUCUUUGGGACAAAAACAAAGGUCCAAGCCAGCAAGUCUUUGAAGAACUCUGAGGUUAGGACAGUUCCUAGAGUCAUGGUUGAGAAUGUUGCACAAGAUGAGGGAAGCCACAGGGCAGACGGGGGCACAGACUGGUCAUGUUUUGCUAACGAUGAAAUCUGCAAAUACAUUGACCGUAGUUUUGUUUUCUGGAAGGAGAAAGAAGCCGAGUUGUUUGACUUCGAACAUUAGUGCUUGGUUUGGAUUGUUCUGUAUGCUUGUGUUGCUGUUUGUCUUUAGACUUGCAUUAAGAUUGUAAUGAGAUAACCGUUCACAUUAGCUUGACAUUCUUGAAAUGUCACAUGAAAUUAAUGUCACAACUCUUUCAGCAGCCCAAAUAUUUUUGGGCUGCUGACAUUAUAAGAACGUCAAAAAUGUUGUAUUUGAUACUUCCUUUCCUACUCGAUACUAAAUUUUUCGAACUGUAAACCAAAGAUCAGCUUUCAUCAAGUCUUCCAUGAAGGACAUAUUGAAUAAUGAAUGCAUUUAGAAAUACUGAAGACAAUAUGACACUGAAAUUUUGAAAGCAUUUUUAUGUAACAUGAAAUGCCAUAUUUGGAUAGGAUUUAAGUCUUUAGUAUGCAGUAAGUGAAUCUUGCAAAGUCUGACCAAGGGCACGAGCUAACAGGGUAAAAGCCAGCUUUGAUUUCCGGUUAUCUUUAAGGAGUAAGGAGAGAAGAGGUUUUGAUAAAUAUUAAUUUACUUUGUAAUCACACUGUGUCCUGUUUGUGUAAGACCAGUGACAGGCGAUACUCUGCAACGAGUCAUCAGUAAGUGACACUGCUUCAAAGUGAUGUUUCAGUGAACAAGAAUUUGGAGUAUAUUUGGUGUCAAAUUGUCUGUCCUCACAUCCUAUCAUUGCAUCCUCACAUUUUGUCAAACAAAGAAAUAAAUACUUAUUAUUAUUUUUUUUAAAAAUAAGAUGAUCAUAUGGCUUGCUAGAAAAGGAUGUGAAUGAAACGUAAUCAGGCCCAUUAUACAGGUAUGUCUUAAUGUAAUAAUUUUGAUAUUUUUAAUAAACAUAAAUUUGGUUUGAAACAUGAAAAUUGUUGUCACUAAUUCAUAGUAGUAGCCUUGGUGUGUUUCCAAUUCCAAAUUGUCGUAUUGGCUAUGCCCAGUGUUUGAGCAAUGUCCUCUGAUUGAUUCGCCCUCUUUUCUCAGCUUCAAAAUGGCUUACUUUUCUCCCAUAGACAGCUCUCUGAUCUUCAUGUCCGUUCAUCCUUUUUAACCCUAAAUGCAGUCUUCACAGGUGAAACUGAAGGCUAAAACGAAGCGUAGAGGUUCAGAGCUAUUAAUUGUUUAAACAAUCAGUCUAACAAGACACACCUGGGCAACAAGUCACAUAUUCCGGCAUUUUUGCUCGCCUACAAAUUGUCUGGUCUGAUACAAAAUGCUGUGUCCUAUGCUGUUUAAUAUGUCUACAUAUAAAUACUAGGAAAUAAAAGCUGAAAUUCUGAACUCUCUUUUCAUAUCCAUCUUUUGAUCUCAAACACAAAUGUCUUCAGUCUGCAACAAAAACAAAUGAAUUGGCCUUGGCGUUCCAAUAGUUUCGGUGGUGACAGUAUAUGCUCUUAUCUUAUACUACAGCUCCACACUGUGGCCAGCAUAAUAAAGCAAAAUCUAAUUGCCACUGGAAGGUAAUGACUUCACUGGCUCCACUGAUU
Molecule: messenger RNA, 4493 nt
Organism: Ictalurus furcatus (blue catfish)
Lineage: Eukaryota; Metazoa; Chordata; Actinopteri; Siluriformes; Ictaluridae
Gene: espnlb
Product: espin like b
Exons: 10
Coding region: 1-3021 (1006 amino acids)
Biological process (GO): actin filament bundle assembly
Cellular component (GO): cytoplasm
Molecular function (GO): actin filament binding
Source: RefSeq, a predicted model, not a curated record